Fusarium falciforme is the source of this 1686-nucleotide messenger RNA. Its product is annotated as FAD-binding FR-type domain-containing protein. The record is from RefSeq and is a predicted model, not a curated record. Gene Ontology annotation, biological process: copper ion import; intracellular iron ion homeostasis; iron ion transport. NCBI's taxonomy places the organism in Eukaryota, Fungi, Ascomycota, Sordariomycetes, Hypocreales, Nectriaceae. Gene Ontology annotation, cellular component: plasma membrane. Gene Ontology annotation, molecular function: ferric-chelate reductase activity. The transcript has 2 exons. The coding region runs from base 1 to 1686 and encodes 561 amino acids.
AUGGGUUGGCCUUACGAGUUCGUCACCCUCACGGAUGAGGAGAAGCAUCAGCGCCGCAUCGCCCUCGAAUACUACGCCUACGUCGCCUUCCUCUCGGCCUUCGCACCUUGUCUCGUCUCCGUUUUGGUACGGCUCAUCGCCCGCGUGCGCCGUGCCCGACGCGGCCAGUACAGCGAAGUUCCGGGAUCGCCAGGGGUAAAGGCGAGUCAGCAGAGAUGGAUCACUAGGAUGAUUGGGAAGUGGUCUGCCGCCCAGUGGUGGCUAGGUGAGGAUGUGUACUUUAUAGGAUCGCGCUGGGGACAGCGGGAUGAGUGGGUUCUUGGUGUUGCUUGGACGUUGUGGAUGUUGAUCCUUUGUGUUCGGGGAACGGGCAAGGACUAUCUUCACCUAACGAAGCGCUUCGGCAUCAUUGCGACUUCGCAGAUGCCCAUCCAGUAUCUCCUGGCUCUCAAGGCGCUCAACCCCUUUGCCUUUAUCUUGCGCUCAUCUCACGAGCACCUCAACCGGUACCACCGCGUGCUAGGUCGGAUCAUCUACUUCCUGCUCAUCCUCCACGCCGUAUUUUACAACAUCUUCUUCUUCGAGUCUGGAAUCUGGGUCAAGCGCUUCUUCGCCCCGGUCGUCUUUGCCGGCGUUGUCGGCUUCGCGGCGUUCCACGCUCUCACAGGCACGGCCAUGGCUCGUGUGCGCGAGUAUUCGUAUCGCAUCUUCUUCGUCACUCACCUCGUAGCCGCGUUUUCUAUUCCGCCUCUGAUCUACUACCACGCGCACUCUGCCCGGUUCUACGUUGCUCUGGCCGUUGGCAGCUUUGUCGUCGACUUGGCUGCGCGCAAGAUAACCACCAUCACCGCGCCAGCUGUUAUCGAAGCCAUCCCUGGGACAACCCUCGUCAAGGUCUCGGCCACUAUGCCUAGCAGCAAGAUUGCCAAGUAUCGAGCCCGUCCAGGAUCUCACGUCUACCUCAACAUGCCAUCAGCUUCUCGCCCGGGCAUCGGCCAACUCUCCGCUCCCCAUCUGCUCUUCGAGUUUCUCUACAACCCCUUCACGGUGGCAUCAACUGACGAGGAGACACGCGAGUUGACGCUGGUUGCCCGCACGCGGACCGGACCGAUGACGGGCCGCCUCAGCCACUUCUCCUCAACUGGGAGCGCCUCGGGCAAGAUCGAGCUCAACGUUGAAGGCCCGUACGGCGCCAUAGGAAAGACAUUCCGUGAUCUCAUCGACUCAGGAAUCAACCGUGUCUUGCUCGUCGCUGGUGGUGUGGGGGCAACAUUUGCAGUGCCCCUAUACCACGCUAUUCUGGCCGAGAACGCAUCAGCACACGUUCAGCUCAUCUGGGCCAUCCGGAGUCCCGGCGAUGCAACCUGGGCAUCGUCAAGCCCAACGGGAAAGUCCCUCCUCGAUGAUGACCAGGUGCAGCUCUUCCUCACAGGCGACAUGGGAGUCGCCGACAGUGGAGUCGAGAUGAACAGCCUGCAACAAGGGGGCGCCCGACCGACCCGGAGCCCCAAGAGGCCUGAUUUGCAAAAGAUUGUUGACGACACGUUCCGACAGGGGCAAGGAGAAAAGGUCGCCGUCUUGGUUUGUGGCCCCCCUUCGAUGGCGAGCGAGUUGCGGAGAAGUGUCACGCCUUGGGUUAUGGAGGGGCGGGAGGUGUGGUGGCACAAUGAGAGCUUUGGUUGGUGA